Messenger RNA from Jatropha curcas, 2176 nucleotides. RefSeq names its product F-box/FBD/LRR-repeat protein At1g13570. Gene Ontology annotation, molecular function: protein binding. Lineage: Eukaryota; Viridiplantae; Streptophyta; Magnoliopsida; Malpighiales; Euphorbiaceae. The record is from RefSeq and is a predicted model, not a curated record.
GCUUCUUACUCUCUAAGCAGCACCCUUCCCUUCUCCUCCAAUUACUUCCCUAUAAAGCAAUCACAAACCUAUUCAUUUGCUGCGCUCUUUUCACUUGCACGAGCAAGAAAGCUAGCGUUGCCACCAAAGGAAGCUGAGAUAAAAUUACUCACUCUCUCUCUCUCUCUCUCUCAAACCAAAUUAGCAGAAUUGCCCUUUGCUUUAUCAAGGAUUAGAAGUAUCUUGUUAAGUGGAAGCCUAACUAAUCUUGGUUGAGGCACACAAAGUAGCAUAUUCGAUUUGAAGAAGCUAGUCCAGCAGCAGCACUGUCUUUUUUUAUUGUUGACAAAUGUACCUGAAAACCAAUCAACAUUAGUCAAGUUCAGUUUGUAAUUGGACAAUGACAGAUAAAGAUCAAAUGCUCUAGACCAAUUAAUUUUGUUGCCGUGGAAGGACAUGGUGACCUGGUUUAUAUUUAUCACUUCAUAGUUGUGGAUAACCUGGGAAUGGUUAUUGUAUCUUUUCCUUUUCACUUUUGGAUCUAGUUACUUGGCUUGGUUUCGCUGCAUAUUAACUACUAUGGAGAAGAUUUCCAUUGGUACUGGUUUAGAUAGAAUCAGUGAUCUUCCGAGCAAUGUGAUUGAUCACAUCUUAGCAUGUUUACCACUUAAAGAUGCUGUAAGGACCUGUACAUUGUCAAAGAAGUGGAAGGAAAAAUGGCACACAGUGCCACAUGUUAUAGUUAAUGAGAACCUUUUUCAUGAAAGGUCACAACGGAAACUUGAGGGCAUAAUAAAUUAUGUUCUCACUCGACAUGAAGGAAAAAUUGAGAAAUUUUCUGUGCAUGUUGAAAAAGUGAAAGACUGUUACAAUAUGAAGUUGUGGAUUUGGAGACUAUCGCAGAAGUCUAUUCAGGAGUUGUCCCUCAUGAUCCGGAGAGGUCGGCGCCAUGAAGUGCCAUCUGAUUUGUUCUCUUGUCAGCAUUUGAGAAAGUUGAGCCUCCGUCAUUUUGAGGUUAAAUCAGGACAUUCAUUCAAAGGAUUUCACAGUCUUAGCAGCCUUCAGUUGAACAAAGUUAACAUAUCAACUGCUGCAUUUGAGAGGCUUAUUGCUAGCUGCCCAUUGCUUGAACAAUUGACAGUAAGAAAUUUGAGUUGUAUUGAUCAUCUUCAUAUUAAUGUCCCCAAUCUCAAGUACUUUUGCUUUGAUGGAGAAUUUAAAUCUAUUUGUUUCAACACACCACUUCUUGAGACAUUGUCUAUCAAUUUAUAUCGACUUGGGUCUGAGAAUAAUCAGUUUGAUCUAAGAUUCAAAUUCCGUGGCCUGCCACCUGCAAUUGAGCAGCUAUACGUGCGUUGUCAAUUUCAGAAGUUCCUGGCUGCAGGUGAUACAUUCACUGAAGUUUCAACUUCUUAUAGCCAUCUAAGGACUCUUAAACUUGAUGCAUUUUGUUUUGAAAAGUUGGAGGAAGUCUCGUCUCUGCUCGCCAUAAUUGAAAGUGCCAUCAACUUGAAAAUACUCGAUAUAACAGCAUGCAGCUGCAAAGAUGAAUAUGUCUCUGAACCUGUUUUAAAAUUUUGGGAAGAACAAAACCAAUCUCCUUUUUUCUUGAACCAAUUACAGAAAGUGACAGUGCGAUCAUUUCAUGGUAAAGAUCCUGAGACGAGGUUUAUCCAAUUUGUGCUAGGCAAUUCACCUUUGCUCAAGGAGAUAACUGUUGAAUGCAUGAAGCAUCCUGACCUCAACGAGGAUGAAAUGAAGGCCACACUGAUGGCUUUUUGUCCAGCUUCUGCAGAAUUCAAGUUUAAUGCAGCAAACUAUGAUUCCAGCGGUGAUGAUUCCUCAGAUUCUGAUGACAACUCAAACAGUUCAUACUCAUCCGAUAGCGAUUAGAUUACUGGCAGUCUUCAUCUGUACAAAGCUGUUCUGAUUUUGCAAGGGAAGUGGCAACAAUGAAAAAGAGUAGUGAAGGUUUUUAAUCUCAAAUUUUAUAGCUCUUGACCUUGAGACAGAUCAACUUUUACUCUGGGCUGAGAAUUGCAUCAUAGAGAGAGAGUUGCAUGACUCGUUGUUUGAAGUUCAUAUGAAUAAUAAAUUGAUGCAUCUUGUAUUCACAAUGCCACCUUGCACAAUUUGGCUGUAGAGUUCACCAAAUAAGCCUGUUUUCUUUUAUUCGUGAACUUGGCUUUUUCUCAAA